AUGAGACUAGCCGCAUAUGCCGGGGCCUCUGCGGCUCUGGCCACGGGUGUUGUUUUGAAGGCAGUGCAUCAAAGAGCGAAUUUCUAUGCUGCCUGCGUAUACCUCUCUCAAAGCAGUGCGAAUCUCAUGAUAUUAACAAACCUGUGUCUUCUCAUUGUCGGAUACCUAUUGUUUUGGCUUCAACGCCUCCUUUACGGACCCUUGCGCCCGAUCGAAACCGAACAGCUUUACGAAAAGGCAUGGUUUGCAGUUACAGAAACAUGUUUGGCCAUGACAAUAUUCCGAGGGGAACUGGGCGGCUGGUUCCUAGUUAUGUUCGUCUGUCUCCUAGUAGGGAAGGUCUGGGGGUGGAUUGGAGAAGGCCGUGUCGAGUUUCUCGAGCAGCAACCCCCCGCCAAUCCGCGCUUGUUUCACAUCCGACUGUCAAUAUCGCUAAUGUUGUCGGUGCUGUUCAACUCCUUUAUGCUCAACUACUGCGUACAGACUGUUCUUGAGCAAGCGCGCCCAGAUAUGAUGGUCAUGUUCGGCUUCGAGUUUGCGGUCUUGACCAUUCUUUCCAGUUCAACUGCUGCCAGAUACAUAAUCUCUCUGGUUGAGCUGUACAUCAACCGCCAGCAGAUGAAGGCCAAGGUUGAGGAGCGCCGUCGAGAAAUCCGCGCAGCCAGAGCGCAAGCUCACAAUGAAUCCGGAGAAGCAAUCUCAGCCGCCAAUCUCCCAGACGAGAACGACAUCGAUGAAAUGGAACUCGAUGUUCCAGGUUGGGAAGAGAAGGGUCGCUGGAUCUUUUAUCUCGAUCUCCUGACCGAUUUCCUGAAACUGACAGUGUAUUUGACGUUCUUCGCCAUUCUGUUCACCUUUUAUGGCUUACCCAUCCACAUUCUGCGCGAUGUCGUUGUCACCAUUCGUUCCUUCGGCCGACGGAUUAUGGAUUUUGUCCGCUACCGUAAUGCCACCCGUGAUAUGAACGAGCGGUACCCAGAUGCAACUGCAGAGGAGGUCACAAGAGAAGACGUCUGUAUCAUCUGCCGUGAAGAAAUGACCCACUGGCAAGAGCCUGCUGGUGCAGGCGACGGUGGAGCCGCUCCUGCUCAGCCAAGAGCUCGAAUCCCCGAAAGGCUACGUCCGAAGAAGCUCCCAUGUGGUCACAUUUUGCACUUUUCUUGUCUUCGGAGUUGGUUGGAGAGACAACAAAAUUGUCCUACCUGCCGCCGUCCAGUCAUUGCGCCGCCCCGUACCCGCGAUCAUCCCGGUGGUGCUGCUGGAUUUGGCCAAGCCGACGGUGCUGCAGGAGCUCAACAAAAUCUGCCGGCGGGCAAUCAACCAUUGGGUCAGAAUGGCCCUGCUGGCAAUCUGCCCAGAGCUCGUAUCUACCAGUUUGGGCCCUUCCGGAUCGGGUUUGGAGCCGGCCGAGGCGAUCUCUUCCGCAAUCUACACCAGCAAAUUCAUCAAGGCAAUGUCCCAGUGCAACAGAACAACAAUGUCAUCCCCCCGGGCGCCAGACAGAUUGGCUUUGGAUUGGGUUUCGGACGGCGUGCCCCAGCACCAGUGCCUCAACCUCUGCAAGCACCUACUUCAAGCAUUGUCAGCAUCCAAGCUCAACUGCGGCAGAUGGAACAGCAAUUGAUGCAGGAAAUCAACAAUCUCCGUGUCACUGCUGAACAGCUGAAUCUCGUGAGGCUGCUGCAGGCAGAGCUUCAACGUCUUCGGAAUCUUCCUAUGAUGACCCCUGGUGAUUCUCAGACCACGUACUCCUCGGUGUCUCCUGUGCAACCCUCUACCGCACCCUUUGUUGCAUCUCACAGGCAUUUAGUAUCAAACCCCCAAGCGCAAUCCAUCCCAGCCGGUGAUUCUCGACUCCCCGAAGGUCUGAACUUGCCAGAGGGCUGGUCUCUCAUUCCCCUUCAUUCGCCUGAAGCAGGGUCGAGCGGUUCGCAAGAUCCAUUGGUCCCUACAGCUACUGCUGCGGCACCGGCACCUGAGGGGCCUUCUGAUACCCCGACCCAGCCCGCGGCAGAGAAUACAAACGAUGGAAACUCAGGCACUUUCACUUCAGCUCGGCCUCCUACUCCGCCACCAUUGCCCGCCUGGGGAUUUGGAACGUCUACGGUGGCUCCCGACUCACAUGUUGAUUCUUCAUCACAGGAACUCGAGAAUAUCACUACAUCGGCCCCUGCGCACGAUGCGCAAGCUACCACUGCGGAUGAGCCCACAAACUCACCCGGCUCCAAAGGCAAAGAACGGGUGGCUACGGUCGAAGACGCCGUGGAUGAGGAAGCUUAA
Messenger RNA from Aspergillus clavatus NRRL 1, 2280 nucleotides. RefSeq names its product E3 ubiquitin-protein ligase HRD1 (gene hrdA). The coding region runs from base 1 to 2280 and encodes 759 amino acids. The record is from RefSeq and is a predicted model, not a curated record. Gene Ontology annotation, cellular component: cytoplasm. Lineage: Eukaryota; Fungi; Ascomycota; Eurotiomycetes; Eurotiales; Aspergillaceae. The transcript is spliced from 3 exons.